Tachyglossus aculeatus (Australian echidna) is the source of this 4646-nucleotide messenger RNA. It is a transcript of the gene SLC9A3, whose product is annotated as solute carrier family 9 member A3. Gene Ontology annotation, cellular component: brush border membrane; apical plasma membrane. Gene Ontology annotation, molecular function: sodium:proton antiporter activity. The transcript is spliced from 19 exons. NCBI's taxonomy places the organism in Eukaryota, Metazoa, Chordata, Mammalia, Monotremata, Tachyglossidae. Gene Ontology annotation, biological process: regulation of pH; proton transmembrane transport; sodium ion transport. Bases 1 to 3054 code for a protein of 1017 amino acids. The record is from RefSeq and is a predicted model, not a curated record.
AUGCACUCCGGCUUUUUAAAGGGCAGAGAUUCACAUUCUGCACAGCUGCAGAAGAAAAAUGCACUCUCCGGCUUUUUAAAGGGCAGAUAUUCACAUUCUGCACAGCUGCAGAAGUUCCCUCCCGGCCCGGCCGGAGCGGCCCCCGGGUUGGAUUUCCGGGGCAUCCGGGGCCAUCGGAGGGGCCUCGGCAUUUGGACCAGACGAAAAAGAGACUCGUGUGUGAACUGUGAUCGGAAUAGCAAUGAGGCAGAAGCCGCAAGUGCAAAAUUUCCCCUCUCCCUGACUUCCUGGAAAGGAGAUGACGUGGCAGGGGGGCCUGGGUUCAAAUCCGGCGGCGGGCCCGCGGAGCCCCCCGGCUACCAGGUGGUCACCUUCAAGUGGCAUCACGUCCAGGACCCCUACAUCAUCGCCCUCUGGAUCCUGGUGGCCAGCCUCGCCAAGAUCGUUUUCCACCUGUCCCAUAAAGUCACGAGCAUCGUCCCGGAGAGCGCCCUGCUCAUCGUGCUUGGCCUCUUCCUGGGGGGCAUCGUGUGGGCGGCCGACCACAUCGCAUCCUUCACCCUCACCCCGACGGUCUUCUUCUUCUACCUGCUGCCGCCCAUCGUCCUGGACGCCGGCUACUUCAUGCCCAACCGGCUCUUCUUCGGGAACCUGGGCACCAUCCUGCUGUACGCCGUCAUCGGGACCGUGUGGAACGCGGCCACGACCGGGCUUUCCCUCUAUGGGGUCUACCUCAGCGGAAUCAUGGGAGAACUCAAUAUCGGCUUGUUGGAGUUCCUCCUGUUUGGAAGUCUGAUCGCUGCAGUCGAUCCAGUGGCUGUCCUGGCUGUGUUUGAAGAAGUCCAUGUGAACGAGGUCCUGUUUAUCAUAGUUUUUGGGGAGUCGCUACUCAAUGACGCCGUCACCGUGGUGCUGUACAAUGUCUUUGAAUCUUUCGUAGCGUUGGGAGUGGACCAAGUGACCGGAGUGGACUGUGUGAAAGGCAUAGUGUCGUUCUUUGUGGUGAGCCUGGGAGGCACCCUCAUUGGCAUCAUCUUCGCCUUCCUCCUCUCCUUGGUCACCCGCUUCACCAAACACGUCCGCAUCAUCGAGCCAGGCUUCGUCUUCAUCCUGUCCUACCUGUCCUACCUCACCUCCGAGAUGCUUUCGCUGUCUGCCAUUUUGGCGAUUACGUUCUGCGGCAUCUGCUGUCAAAAGUACGUGAAGGCCAACAUCUCCGAGCAGUCCGCCACGACGGUGCGCUACACCAUGAAGAUGCUCGCCAGCGGCGCCGAGACCAUCAUCUUCAUGUUCCUGGGCAUUUCCGCCGUAAACCCGGACAUCUGGACUUGGAACACGGCAUUCAUCCUCCUCACUUUGGUCUUCAUUUCCGUGUACAGAGUCAUCGGGGUGGUUUUACAGACCUGGAUCCUGAACAGAUACCGGAUGGUCCAGCUGGAAAUCAUCGACCAGGUGGUCAUGUCCUACGGCGGGCUGCGGGGAGCCGUGGCCUUUGCCCUGGUAGCUCUCUUGGACGAGAACAAGGUGAAGGAGAAGAACCUCUUCGUGAGCACCACCAUUAUCGUCGUGUUCUUCACCGUCAUCUUCCAGGGUCUGACCAUCAAGCCCCUGGUGCAGUGGCUGAAAGUGAAGCGCAGUGAGCAUCGGGAGCCCAAACUCAACGAGAAGCUCCACGGCAGGGCUUUUGAUCACAUUCUCUCUGCCAUCGAAGAUAUAUCUGGACAGAUUGGACAUCAUUAUCUGAGAGACAAGUGGUCCAAUUUCGACCGGAAGAUCCUGAGCAAAGUCCUGAUGAGGAGGUCGGCUCAGAAAUCGCGAGACCAGAUCCUGAAUGUUUUCCAUGAGCUCAACCUGAAGGACGCGAUCAGUUACGUGGCAGAGGGAGAGCGCAGAGGAUCCCUGGCCUUCAUCCGCUCUCCCAGUACAGACAACAUGGUCAACGUGGAUUUCAGCUCCCGUCGCCCUUCCACCGUAGAAGCCUCCGUCUCCUACUUGCUGAGAGAAAACGUCAGCACCGUCUGUUUGGACAUGCAGGCCUUGGAGCAGAGGAGGCGAAGUUUGCGAGACACGGAGGACAUGGUCACUCAUCACACCCUCCAGCAAUAUUUGUACAAACCCAGGCAAGAGUACAAGCACCUGUACAGUCGACAUGAGUUAACGCCGGACGAAGAUCAAAAACAAGACAAAGAGAUCUUCCACAGAACAAUGAGGAAGCGGUUAGAGUCCUUUAAGUCCACAAAACUUGGAAUAAACCAGACCAAAAAGACAGCCAAACUCUACAAGAGGGACCGAGGUCAGAAGAGGCGAAACAGUAGCAUACCCAAUGGAAAAAUACCAACUGAUACCUCAGCGCAUGAUUUUGCUUUCAAGGAGAAAGAAAUGGAGCUCUCGGAUCCGGAGGAGGCCGGAGAGUUCGAUCCCAUGCAGAUGAGUGGAGGAAUUGAGUUUCUGGCCAGCGUCACUCAGGACCCAGCCACCGACUCGACCACGGGUGAGGCCAACUCCGACGCGCCGCUGACGGGCUAUCCUCCUCGGGAAAAUCCGCCGUCUUGGAAAGCGGAUCCUUCCGGCCUCCACGCCUGUGCCCCCGAAAAGCCCCUGCUCUUACUCCCCGCUUGCCUGCAGCGGCCGAGAACCCAGAACUACUCCUCUUUGGACAACCAAGGAGCCAACCUCCUCUCUCCCGCCUCCGAGUACACGGCCCCCUUCGCCCCCAAAGGGGCCGAGCCCGCCGUCGGCCAGAGCGAGCAAGCGCCCGGGAAUUCCGGCUACGGCUCCGACACGAAGGAGGAGUCGGGGGAUGCCAAGCCAAACCCCGCUCGAGCUCUGAAAGAGGAGGAGGCGGAGCCCUCCGUGAAAGCCGUCCCGGAGAAAAAAACUUUCUUCAACGUCCACGCUCACUUGAGGUCGGCCGCGGCCAGACGGGUCCAGAGCCGGCGCUCUUUCCAUCGGCCCAAACCCUUGCGCUACCCCAAGCUGCAAAAACUAGCCUCCCUUCCUCAGUCUUGCCACAUUCUGCCACAUUCUCUGGAACAAGAAGAAACUCAGCUUUGAUCCCCGGAAGCGUCGGCCAAACGAGCCGAGCCGAGAGCGCCGGACGAGACGGGCCGGGAGUGCGAGGGGAUAUUACAGUUCUACGUCUCCGGGACUGUCCGUCCGUCAGUCAGUCGUAUUUAUUGAGCACUUUACUGUGUUUAGAGCAGUGUAUGAAGCGCUUGGGAGAGUGUAACAGACACAUUCCCUGCCCACGGCGAGCUUACAGAACGACGGGAAAAUCAAAUCGUGCGGGGACGAGGGGGCGUCCGCUUUCUCCUCUCCUCCUUCUCGUGGCCCCUCCCCACUCACUCCCAUCCCGUUAAUCGUAUUUCAUUCAGUCGUAUUUAUUGAGCGCUUACUGUGAGCAGAGCACUGUACUAAGCGCUUAGUACGUUAGCACUGAGGAGGUCUGCAAGUCCAGCGAGAGGAGGCACGAUGCGGUUAGGCCACUUAGGCACUUUCCGAGGACCGCGAGGAGACGACCUGCGCCCCAGAUGCUGGGAUGGUCUGGAAGUUUGAGUGAGUUAAUGAGCCCUUAAGCCCACAGAUGCCCAUGAUGAGACACCAUUUUACCUCCAGGACCGGCAGAUUCGGUCCUGAACAAGAACUAAGCGACCCCUUCCCCACCCCUAGCGCGGCUACAGCGAGAAGCCUGACCGAUUUCUGACCGAGGGCUGGGGUUGAGGUUCAUCACCAGCCCUGCUCGUCCCCAAAGGGAUGAAGACCGCAGCACGGAAACACAGCAGGCCGCGGCCCCCUUCUCCCCAGCUUCUUUCUCAGCCUGACGGACGCCCUCUUCCCCUUCCUCCACAGGCCCCGGGCCCCACGGACUAGUGCCUUUUCCUUCCCUGGAAAACCAGUCUGGAUUGAUUUUUUUUUUUAAUUUGGAUUUUUCAUCAUUCGGUCCUCGAAGGCGUCUAAUCGUGGAGGUUGGAUUCCACGAUGUACAUUACCCCCCUUCCUUAGAGGUGCUCAAUCAAUUACCACCUAAUUGCUCUCACACCCACCGAAACAGUAAGGACCGCAGACCUAAUUGGCUCCCAGAAAGUCACAGCUAAACUGUUAGCUGGGCUGGGGGUCGUUAUCUCAGUGCCCCCCAACCCCUUGCAGUCUCUGCAUGACGUUACCACCUGCUGAAGUGAAAAUAGCUGCCGUGUGGCCUAGGCAAUAGUGGGAAUGGCAAACAGAAGUCAACCGUGAAGGAAAGGAUCACCGUUUCAUCCGUACCACUUUGCGUCCGUCUUCCAGCUCUCCUGAUGUUGAUCCUUUCCCAACUUUUCACAUGCUCAUUUUCCGGUUGUUGGGUACGUCUCUUCUUGCCCUCGGUUGCGUGGUGCAAGUGCCAAGAUCGACUCAGGAAUCGAAGCCCCCGGCACUUUCCAACGAGAAGGUGGAUGUUUGUGCACUGACAAACGUCGUGUUUCGCAGCCUUUGAGGGAUUUCUCACCCAGCCUGGAGGAGUAAAUGAACACGGACUUCAGCCAAAUUGCCAAACUGUAGCAGAGUCCUGCCCCUUGGAAAGCACACACGAGCACACGCUAGGCUCUCUCAAGCAUCUGGGCCUGGGGGGAUGCGGUUUGGGGGAUGGUGCCCGUGUUUGAGGUCUCCAU